This is a messenger RNA of Bombus terrestris (buff-tailed bumblebee), 3698 nucleotides long. RefSeq names its product villin-like protein quail (gene qua). The record is from RefSeq and is a predicted model, not a curated record. The transcript is spliced from 9 exons. Gene Ontology annotation, cellular component: actin cytoskeleton; cytoplasm. NCBI's taxonomy places the organism in Eukaryota, Metazoa, Arthropoda, Insecta, Hymenoptera, Apidae. Bases 1002 to 3419 code for a protein of 805 amino acids. Gene Ontology annotation, molecular function: actin filament binding; phosphatidylinositol-4,5-bisphosphate binding. Gene Ontology annotation, biological process: actin filament severing; cytoskeleton organization; barbed-end actin filament capping.
UGAUGAAACCGAAGGGUUCACAACCUGCGACAAAACAGUCACAAACCGCUUGAGUGGUCAGAUUCGUCAUUUCUCCAAUCCAUCGGCUUCUUACCGCGUCAUAUAAAAUUGCUAUAUUAUAAUUAUCAUAUAAAAAGACUUCAAAAAUUUCUCGUAUCCGUUAAAAUCGACUGACAGGUGCCAGAUGGACGCGCAUGGAAAAACAACACCCUUCAGUAACAUAAUAAAUGAGCAGCUUUCAAAUUCACACGACUUCAACAUGUAUAUUACGUAUUACAAUUAUAUUAUAUUACGAUAGUAUUGAAUACACUUGGUGUAUCCAAGUAAUUUUUAGGAAGACCAUUGAGUUGCAAUAAUUUUUCUGGAACAGGAUCGCGUUAUAAGUGAAACUGUACGUAUAUUACAUUUUUUAAAUUUAUAAUUAAUCUAUGCUUUUUCAAAUUUGUGUGUAUUAUACUCUGUACUAUUAUAUUAUUUCAUUCAUUGUUAAAAGAAAUAUUCGUCUUUUUUUAAAUUUAAUUCUCUGUAAUAAAUAAAAGAGUGUAACAAUUACCCUCUUCAUCUUCCAUGAAACGAUACAAGAUAAUCACGAUCGUUACGUUGUCUCCGUUAUUCGAACGAAGAUAACCAAGAGGAAAAAGAAGAGCACGAUAGAGGACCUUCAACAUGUCAGAAUGACGUUAGAAAGGUACAGAACAGGUGCGCUGAAGCGAGAUGUGUAUGGCGUAGAGGCGAUGCCCGCAUGGUUGAAACGUAUAUCCAACAAGUACCCGUUGGUCACGGCUGGCCGGUCGGGGUUCCGGGCUGACUUCCGGACGAGUCUGCACCGCUACGGUUUCUUUUUAGCCAGGAACGCAUGGUAUCAGUUGUGUUCACGUACAGUUAGACGGUGUUACCUCGCAGCAAACGCCUCUUCUUCUGCUCCUUCGUGCAUAUCGCCGCGGAUUCGUUCGUAUACAUUCCUUUAAAUGACGUGACGGAAAAACGGAGAAGAAAGAACGAUGGAUUUCUCUAGACGGGACGACAGAACCUGCCGUUCCGAUGAUUCUAACGGUGAAAUCUUUAAGAAUGUUCCGAGGAACAGCAGUACAUUUCGCAUUUGGAAAAUCGAGGGUUUACGAGUUACAGCCGUUACAGGAAGUAAUAUGGGACAUUUCCUCUCAGAGUUGGCAUACAUUAUCUACGCGGUGUCACCGAAAGACGGUCCACUACCUUACCCUGGAAUGCCGGUUAAGGAGAUAAAAUCGACUGCGAUAGUUCGUGUAAUUCAUUUCUGGAUUGGAUCUGCUUGCGAUUCAACAAUCUCUGGGGCAGCAGCCCUUCGAGCGGCCGAAUUAGAUUCCCAAAUAUCUGCCACGAUACUAUCAAGGGAGGCCCAAGGACGAGAAAGUCCUAGAUUUUUAGCCUAUUUCCGCCAGCAUCUUGUUAUUGAAAAUUUCCACUUUGAAACACCAUCAUGCAAAUUGCAUAGAGUAACUGGCGUAGCGAUCCCUGUCUUGACAGAACUUGAAAAAGUUCAUUGGGAUCAUUUCAGUUCACGGGACGUUAUUCUUGUGGACGUUCUAUCACAGGCUAUCGUAUUCCUUUGGUUGGGAUCGUCAGCAGAUCCAUUGCACAAACGACACGCUGCCAGUAUCUUGGAAGUGAGAAAAGAAAAUAACAAUGGUCGUAUUAUCAUCAUCGAUGAUGGUUACGAACAAACACUACCGGAGGAAGAUAGACAACUGUUCGCCAGUAUUUUAAAUCCUUCCACAAGAGUGGUCAAGCCGGAUCGCCUUUACCGAGUCAAUAUGCCAAGCCCAGUCAAACUGUAUAGAUGUAACGAACAAUCCGGUAAAUAUAAGGUCGCUGAACUGAAAUCUGGACCAAUUCUCCGAGCUGAUCUCACAUCCGAAGCCGUUUACUUAAUCGACCGUGGUGAAGCUGGUGUUUGGGCUUGGGUCGGACGUAAUGUGAAUGCCCGAGAAAAAUUGGAAGCGAUUCGUAACGCACGAGGAUUUGUAAAAAAGAAAAAUUAUAGUAAUGGUGUAUUAGUGGAAAGAGCGCUGGAAGCUUGUGAACCAACGGAGAUGAAGGCUCUUAUUAGAGGGUGGGAACCGGCGAAGACAAGACCGCUUACUCUACCACCGAAUUUUGAUCCCGACUAUAUGAAUGAAAGACCUAAAAUGGCUACUGGGUGCCAACUAGUUGACGAUGGAUCCGGUCAAAGAACUCUUUGGAGAGUAACCCAUAAAGAAGGAAUGAUUCAAGUGGAUGACAAAGGAAUAUAUUACGCAGAAGCUUGUUACGUAAUGUGCUACAAAUAUGGACAAGGACGUAGGAGUAGAACAAUCAUUUAUUGUUGGGAAGGAGUUCAUUCUAUAAACGCGGAUCGAGAAGCCGCUUUAGAAGCAGCUUGUCAUUUGUCAGAAGAUACUUCUGGUCAGUUAGUAAAAGCAUCUCAAGGCAGAGAACCGCCUCAUUUGUUGCAGAUUUACGAUGGAAAAUUGAAAAUAUUAGCUGGAAGGCAUCGCGAUUCUCCUCCGGAAAAGUAUCUCGUUAGAGUUUUCGGAUCUACUCCAUACACGUCGAAAGCAGUUGAACGGCCUUUGAGAUCAUCCAGCAGCCUCGAUUCUAGUGGAGUUUUUAUUCUAUUUUCUAAUUCACCUGUAGUAUGGUGUGGUGGAAGAAGUACUGGUGACGCUAGACAAGCAUCUAGACGACUUGCGCCCAGAAAUGCACCUUUGAUAACUGAAAAUAACGAAGAUGACGAUUUUUGGAGAGAACUCGGAGGUAAAGGUACUUACGGUACAGAAGUUAUUGACGACGGAGAAGAACUUGAAAAACAUCUAUACCAAUGCUUGACGGACAAUGAAAUGUUUGUUGGCGAAGAAGUUCUUGGAUUUGGUCAAAACAGUCUCCUACCAGAAGCUAUUUGGUUGUUAGACGCGGGAAAUGUGAUAUGGAUCUGGAUUGGAAAGUCUUCUAUUCCUAAAUCGUUGAAGGAGUGUGUACAUGAUGCAAUGAUAUUUUUAUUCACUCACCCAGCUGGUCGAGAUCGAAACACAACGAUUUCUAUAAUUAAACAGGGUAUGGAACCUUCAACGUUCAUUGGAUUAUUCGAUAAUUGGAAUUACAAUUUACUGAGAGAAUACAAAUCGUUUGAAACAUUUUGCACACUUCUACAAGAUAAAGAAUUUCUACCGAAAAUACAAACGUUAUCGAAAUCAUUGAGUGACUUCGAUAAUUAUGUAAAGUAUCCUCUUUCUGUCUUAAAAGGUGAUCCGGAAAAUUUACCAUCCGGUGUUGACGUUGUCCGUAAAGAAAUGCAUCUUACUUUCGAUAAUUUCAUUGCGAUUUUUAAAAUGGAACCAGACGAAUUUGUAAAACUUCCUGCUUGGAAAAGACAAAGACUAAAACAAUCGGCGGGACUUUUUUAAAACAUUGUGCUUUAAUAAUACUAUUUUGUACCAUAGUGAUUACAGUACUAAAAUAAAAUAAAAUCAUGUUAUAUAUUUAUAUUUUAAUGUUUGGGAUUAAAUUUAUUAAUUGGAAAGAAUAUUGAAUUUUAUAAAUUUAAGCGUUAUGAGAGAGAGAUUAAGGCUUUAUUUAUUACAAAUUCACAUAUAUAUCCAAAUGUAAAGUAAAACUGUUUGAUACAUUUUAUGAUGAAGUAUCCAUUGGCUCUGUAUUAAGCCUAUGCACAGUUUCCCCUUCAA